AAGCCUCGAAUGUUAGGAUGAAUUCGUCAGAAGAGUGACGAACCGUUAAAAAAAAAAGAACAACAAAGCAGUCGUUGACUAAUUUUAAUUUUUUUCACAUGGUGGACCACAACCCUCGUUGAGGAGACAUGCGGUUUACUCUGGUAAUAUUGUGCGGUCUCUUUGUUAUCUCCGCGCUUGGAGAUCCAAUAAGAACAAAGAGAGAGCCUCCUGUAAGCUCGCAAUAUGGCGCCCCACCAGCAACAUCGUACGGAGUACCGAGUGUAGGAGGACCCUCUGAUUCAUACGGUGCACCACCUCCACCUCCACCUUCAUCGUCAUACGGUGCACCACCGUCGUCGUCAUACGGUGCACCACCGUCGUCGUCUUACGGUGCACCACCGUCGUCGUCUUACGGUGCACCACCGUCGUCGUCGUAUGGUGCACCACCGUCAUCGUCGUAUGGUGCACCACCGUCAUCAUCAUACGGUGCACCACCGUCAUCAUCGUAUGGUGCACCACCGUCAUCGUCGUAUGGUGCACCACCUUCAUCGUCUUACGGAGCACCUUCCGCCGGUGGUGGUCACGGAUCGUUCGGUGGCGGUGGCGGUGGCGGUGGCGGUGGUGGACACGGAUCGUUCGGCGGUGAUCACGGCGGAGGAUCGUACGGCGGCGGUGGUGGCGGUGGCGGCGGUGGUCACGGAUCGUUCGGCGGUGAUCACGGCGGAGGAUCGUACGGCGGCGGUGGUGGCGGUGGCGGCGGUGGUCACGGAUCGUUCGGCGGUGAUGAUCACGGUUCCUUUGGAGGAGGAGGAGGGGGAUCAUACGGCGGCGGCGGCGGUGGUGGUCACGGAUCAUUCGGUGGCGAUGAUCACGGUUCCUUUGGAGGAGGAGGAGGAGGAGGAUCAUAUGGCGGCGGUGGUGAUGAUCACGGAUCGUUUGGUGGCGAUGAUCAUGGUUCUUUUGGAGGAGGAGGAGGAGGAGGAUCAUAUGGCGGCGGUGGUGAUGAUCACGGAUCGUUUGGUGGCGAUGAUCAUGGUUCGUUUGGAGGAGGAGGAGGAGGAGGAUUCGACGAUCACGGAUCAGGCGGUUACGGCGGUGGUGGCGACCACGGUGGAGGUGGCGGCCACGGUGGAGGUGGUGGUUUCGGAUCAUCGGGUCCUGGAUCCUACGGUCCACCUUCGGAUUCUUACGGUCCUCCUUCUGAUUCUUACGGACCUCCGGCACAACCGAAAGGUGUGUGGAAAAAGAAAUUAGUAUGGAAGCCCGAGUGGAAGCAGAUCUGGAAAUCAGAGUCCAAACUGACUUGGAAGCAAGUGUGGAAGAAGGUACAGGUUCCGGUUUGGAAAGAAAUUCAAGUGCCCGCUUGGAAGGAGAUUAAAGUACCCGCCUGGAAGAAAGUCCAGAAACCCGUCUGGAAGGAGAUUCAAGUGCCGAUCUGGAAGGAAGUCCAAGUGCCGGCGUGGAAGAAAGUCUGGAAACCCGUGUGGAAGGAAAUCCAGGUUCCCGUGUGGAAGGAAAUUCAGGUGCCCGAUUGGAAGAAGAUCUGGGUACCGGAGUGGGUCAAAGUCGGCAUACCGGGCGAACACACUGUCGGCAAGGAUCAUCACGGUUGGCAAUACACUAGCCAUGGUUUGUGGAAGAAGAAGUUAAUAUGGAAGCCGGUCUGGAAGAAGAUCUGGAGAACGGAGAAAAAACAAAUCUGGGUAAGUGAUAAGAAACUAGAAUGGAAAGCCGAAUGGAAGCAGAUCUGGAAGACGGAGAAGAAACAAGUUUGGGUGACGGAGAAGAAGUUGAUCUGGAAAGAAGAAUCGGUCCAGGUAUGGAUACCGCAGAAAAAGCAGAUCUGGAUUUCGCAGAAAAAACAGGUGUGGAAAGACGAAUGGAAAAGCAAGUGGGUUCCGGUUUGGAAGGACGUGCAGGUACCAGCAUGGAAGAAGAUCUGGAAGCCCGUCUGGGAGAAAGUUUGGGUUCCCAUUGAAUCGCAUCAUGACGACGGUCAUCACGGUUAUAAGUAGAUAGCUAUCGAUAGUCAGAUAUAUGUAGGCAGAUCGAUCUUUCUUUCGUUUGCAAUAUUUAAAGAUCAAAAACACCGUUGACAAAUUGUUUAGAAACGAUUGAUAUUAAUUACCUGGUUGACCGAGCUUUAUAGAAGAAUAAAUGCUCGAAAGUAAAAUAUAUAUACAUAUAUUUCGAGAGAAA
Pseudomyrmex gracilis is the source of this 2181-nucleotide messenger RNA. Its product is annotated as protein RNA-directed DNA methylation 3-like. The record is from RefSeq and is a predicted model, not a curated record. The transcript is spliced from 3 exons. Bases 129 to 1997 code for a protein of 622 amino acids. NCBI's taxonomy places the organism in Eukaryota, Metazoa, Arthropoda, Insecta, Hymenoptera, Formicidae.